Messenger RNA from Colletotrichum chrysophilum, 1077 nucleotides. RefSeq lists its product as uncharacterized. The coding region runs from base 1 to 1077 and encodes 358 amino acids. Gene Ontology annotation, molecular function: oxidoreductase activity, acting on the CH-OH group of donors, NAD or NADP as acceptor. Lineage: Eukaryota; Fungi; Ascomycota; Sordariomycetes; Glomerellales; Glomerellaceae. The transcript is spliced from 4 exons. The record is from RefSeq and is a predicted model, not a curated record.
AUGGCAGCCAUCGACAAUCCGGCAAUUUCGAGGGGCUCCACCGUCCUCGUCACUGGCGUCAACGGUCUCAUUGGGUCACAUGUAGCGGACCAAUUCGUUCGACAAGGAUUCAAGGUCCGAGGGACAGUUCGUGACACCGACAAGAACGCAUGGAUUAGUGCCUAUUUCGACAAGACCUACGGCAAAGGCAAUUUCGAGCUCCUAUCCGUUCCCGACAUGUCCGUCGAGAAUGCCUAUGAUGAGGCGGUAAAGGGCGUUUCGGCAUUUGUGCAUGUUGCUUCAGUUGUCACAUUUGACCCUGAUCCAAGCAAAGUUAUCCCUCUAGCUGUCAAAGGCACAGAGGUCGCCAUCAAAGCAGCCUACAAAGAACCCAGUGUUAAGCGGUUCGUGUUGACGUCGUCUUCCUCUGCAGCUGUUCCAAGCGGGUCGCUCCAGGAAAAUCUGCCAGAAGACAAGAUUGGGUCGAUCAUCACGGAGGAGUCUUGGAACACUGAGGCAGUGGAUCUGGCCUGGAAGCCUGCCCCGUGGGGCCCAGACCAUGGCGCGAUCGUUUACUCCGCCAGCAAGGCCGAGCAGGAACGCUUCGUAUGGAAGUAUUACAAGGAGAACCAGUCAACGCGACCUGAUAUCGUUGUCAAUGCUGUACUUCCCAACAUGAACUUGGGCAAGAGUUUGGACCCAGUCAACCAAGGCCAUCCAUCGACGUCCGGCAUUGCCGCCGCUUUGAUGAACGGCAACCGUUCACCCCCUACUCUAUCAAUGCCUCAAUACUUUAUCGAUGUUCAAGACGACGGCCUUCUACAUGUCGCAGGGGCUGUUUUUCCGCAUGUAAAGGGGGAGCGCAUUUUUGGUUUCGCAGAGCCGUUCAAUUAUGACCAAAUCCUGGGCAUUCUUCGGAAACAAAAUCCAGGAAGGAAGUUCCACGGGGACUAUGCUGCCGGAGAGUACCCAUUUGUGAUCGAGCCCAUUGGUCGUGCCGAGGAAUUGUUGCGUAGGCUCAAAGGGUCUGGAUGGACUUCGCUUGAGGACAGCUUGAGGCUCAACACUGAGGACAUUGCAGCAGCCGACGCUGUAUGA